AUGGGACAGUCGUAUUCUAAUAUUAAGGAACUGUAUAGUGCAAUUAAUACGAUCGAUGGCGCUGUUGGUGUGGAGAAGCAAAAAGGUGGAGGAAUAGUUGAAUUUGCUAGAAAACCAAUCUCAGAAUAUUGUCCUUACAGGGGUGAGCAUGGAAAUUUUUGUAUUAAUUUUUUUGAAUAUGCUAGUUGUGGUGUUAUUUAUUUGCUAAAAAAUUUAAAGAAUUAUGGUUUAGAUUAUGAUAAACUUGCUGAAUACGCUAUUUUAUGGUUAAGUUAUAAACUAAAUCAACAUCCAGAAUAUAGUGGCAAGAAAUUAAAUGAUAUUUAUACUAAUAAUAUAGGAAAAAAUGAUGAUUAUAAUAAGAAAAAAUAUGGUGAUAAUAGUCUGAGUUAUAAGGAUAUUAUGGAUAAAAAAAAAGAUUUGAUGAAUAUGAAUAUUAAAGAAAUAUCUAAUUUUUAUGAAGCAUUAAAAAACUUAUAUAGCAUGUAUAGUGACUGUAAUAAAACCGAGUUAGAUUGCGAAAAAUUUUCACAAAAAGCUAAUGAAUUUGUUCAAAAUUUUGAAGAACUCAAUAAAUAUUCUAAGAAUAUAAAAAACAGUUCAUAUAGUCAAAUAUUAUAUAGAUUAUCAGAUGAUUAUAACAAUUUAAUAAAUAAAUAUGAUAAUAAAAAAUCUUGUGAUUUCUCAUCUCUUCCAAAGAUAAAAACAUCACAAAGCACAUUAAUUCCAGUUUUAUCGCCAUUUUCUGUAAUACCAGUUUUCUUGGGAGUUGCUUAUAAGACAAUAUAUAAGAAAAAAAUUAAAAAAAAUAAAGAAGAAAAUGAAACUUAA
Molecule: messenger RNA, 831 nt
Organism: Plasmodium vinckei vinckei
Lineage: Eukaryota; Apicomplexa; Aconoidasida; Haemosporida; Plasmodiidae
Product: PIR protein CIR protein
Exons: 3
Coding region: 1-831 (276 amino acids)
Source: RefSeq, a predicted model, not a curated record